Molecule: messenger RNA, 1112 nt
Organism: Prorocentrum cordatum
Lineage: Eukaryota; Dinophyceae; Prorocentrales; Prorocentraceae
Source: the annotation of a GenBank genome assembly
GCAGACCAGAUCAAUUUCUUCCACGGGUGCUUGCAGGAUGGCGAGAACUGCGCCAACUUGUGCGCAGGGCGCGACUUGCGCUGGCGUCCACCUAUGACCGUUCAGGCACACCAGAGCCACGUGUCUCAAGGCUUCGCUCAGGCUGGCGAGCACUUCGGCGAUUCUUGGAGAGCUUGGUACGGAGACUGGACGCUCCAGGCGAGAGCGAGGUCUCGCCUCUGGAGCGCAGCCAGGCCGCGGAGGCCGCCGCCCCGUGGGAGCACGCGGGCCGGACGCGGGGGCCGGUGGCCCGGAGGAGGCCCGAGCGCGCGCCCGAGGCGGCGGGCCCGGCGAGGGGCAGGUCCUCCUCCGAGCCCGCGCCGCGGCGCCGCGGCGCCCGCGCCGACGGACGACGGUCCCGGAGGGAGCGCAAGAUGACCAUCAGCAGGCUGCGGCAUGCCCUCCAGACGCCGAUCGCGGCAGCAGGUGGCUCGAGGGCGCAGACCAAAGAGGUGAAUCCAGACUACGACUGGUCGCGGACUACGCAGGAGAACCACACGAUCGGGGCGAGGGGGGUGAAGGGAGAAAGGGAGGGCGAGGUGUACGGGAAGUUCGCGGGCAUCCGCGAGGGGAUGGAUUUCGAGUACCACGGCUGCUACAGCGCCGCGAGGACGAAGCUGCAGGAUCAGAUCAUCAUGGAUUCUGUGGGCGGCGGGGUGGUCUCGGAGCACCCGUGGCUGCCAGAGAACCCGGGGUACCAGAGGCGCUACCCAGAGACCGCAGGGCGGAUGACCCACCGCGAGAGCGGAUAUUGCGUGGAGAUCGCCCAGGAGGCCGCCCUGCAGCAGUCCAAGGGCGUUUGGGUCGACGGCUCGCUGCGCGACAGCGUCUGGUACGCCCGGGUCUUCCGGGACAUCCGCAGGAGGCACCCGCAGUACCGCAUCGCCAUACUCCACGUGUACGUCCCGUGGGAGAUUGUGGUCUCGCGCGCGGCGGCCCGAGCCCGAGCAACAGGACGGGCCGUGCCCGAGGAGGAGCUCCGCCACUCGUUCGAGAGCGUGCCGCAGGCUUCUCCCAGGGCAGGGGCAACAGUCAUCGUCGGGGCGGAGGAUCCUAGAUCCUACAAGGAUUAG